Molecule: messenger RNA, 900 nt
Organism: Laccaria bicolor S238N-H82
Lineage: Eukaryota; Fungi; Basidiomycota; Agaricomycetes; Agaricales; Hydnangiaceae
Exons: 4
Coding region: 1-900 (299 amino acids)
Source: RefSeq, a predicted model, not a curated record
AUGUCGACGUCGUUGCUUGGACGUUUGCCUGCUCAUCGGCUCGUGCUCCGCGCCACACGCCUAAAUCGUGUUCGUCUUUCAUCCACCACCCCGCCAGCACCAUCGAGUUUCAGGAGAUCGCUUGUAGCGUUGGCGGCGGCCGUCGGCAUAGCUGCUACAGCAGGCACACUCGGUGCUAUGUUCCCCCCGCCACCCAUCGCCAUCCUAUUUCCGAGGGCAGCGCCAGGACCGCCGGCAGAUCCUUUUUCUCCAGAAUCAAUAGCGUUCACCGAAGAUCUCGAAGCUAAGCUUCAAGCUUUGCCGUUGCUGCAGAAGCUCAGGUCGAUGCCCGACGCCGAUGAGUGGUAUGAGACUCGGCCAUAUCAAGCCUUCCCCGAAGAGAGGCGUGUAAAUAAUUUGACCGCAGGUGCCUUGCGGGGACCGGGGAAAUUGGCGUUAUACCCUCUGAUUCGGGCGAAGAAGGAUGAGAGUGAGAGCGUAGUUUUUUUACAUUUGGGGAGGGGUGUUUGCGGCCAUGAUGGGAUUGUCCAUGGAGGGCUGUUGGCUACACUUUUGGACGAAACUUUGGCUCGGACUGCUAUUAGUAAUCUUCCUGAGAAAGUUGGUGUCACUGCGAACCUCUCAUUAAAUUACCGUGCGCCGACUAUGGCUGAUCAGUUUGUCGUCAUAAAGACAUCCCUUCAAGAAGUGAAGGGACGCAAAGCGACCGUUACAGGACGGGUUGAGGACUUGGACGGAACUCUCCUCGUAGAAGCAACUGCCAUAUUUGUUCAACCGCUCUAUGCAAAGCUUCUUCAUAGUGCGCAAUUGAAGAAAGCGAUGGGAGAACCCCCUAAGUCGGAUGAACCUGUACUUUUGGCGGAUGGGCAGGACCUGAACCCCAAGCAUAAACACCGUUGA